Molecule: messenger RNA, 363 nt
Organism: Dufourea novaeangliae
Lineage: Eukaryota; Metazoa; Arthropoda; Insecta; Hymenoptera; Halictidae
Exons: 1
Coding region: 1-363 (120 amino acids)
Source: RefSeq, a predicted model, not a curated record
AUGGUGAAAGAAGCUCGUAUCUCGGCUAUAAAUUUGUACAAAAAGGGACAUAAAGCAAAAGCUAUAUCGAAACUGCUCAAAAUGCCACUUAGAACCAUGUACGACGCUAUCAAACGAUACAAGGAGACUGGUGGAUGUGAAGAUAGACAAGGAAGGGAACGAAAACCAACAGUUAUUACUUCGGAUAAUCUCAACAAAAUACGUUGCCAAAUUUAUCGCAAUUCUGUCCAAUCAAUGCGACAAAUGGCUAAAACCAUUGGCAUUAACCGCGAAUCACUUAGAUUGAUGGUCAAAAACGGCUUAAAAUGCCAUUCUUAUAAGCUGGUUCGGUGUCAUUAUCUGACGGAAGAAAUGAUAAAGUAG